AUGUCCAGCCAGACCUCAGCACCACCAACAAUCACCCUCCACAACGCUCUCCUAAUCCUCCCGUCAUCACCCGUACCUACACCCGGCUCCCUCACCCUCUCCGCUACCACAGGCCUCAUCACCUCCAUCGACCUCAACAGCCUUGAGUUAGCCAUCGACUCCUCCACCACAGCCAUCAAUCUCCAUAGCCUCAUCCUCGCCCCGGGCUACCUCGACCUCCAAGUCAAUGGCCUGGCCGGUGUACACUUCACGCGGCUCUGCCCUUCGGGCACCACCGACCCGGAAGAUGACGCCAAGCUCCUGCAAUGCGCACGCAUGCAAGCAUCCGCUGGCGUGACCGGUUGGUGGGCCACCAUCCCCACCGUGCCGCAGCCGCGCUGGAAGCAGAUCCUGCCCGCGCUGGCACCCAGGAGCUUCGUGGCGGCGGGCGGCGCAGAAAUGCUGGGUGCGCACUGCGAAGGCCCGUUUCUGUGUCCGGCGAAGAAGGGCGCGCAUUGUGCGGAUUUCAUGCUUGAGCCUGCGGCGGUGCCGGUGGGCGAGGUUUAUGGCGAGAGGAAUUUGGAGAUGGUGUUGAAGAUGAUCACCGUGGCGCCGGAGUUGCCUGGCGCGCCGGACUUGAUUCGACAGGUCAAGGCGAAGUGGCCUUGGGUGAGGGUUGCAAUCGGGCAUACCGCAGCAUCGUACGAGGAGGCAGUAGAGGGGAUCAGGGCAGGGGCGAGCAUGGUGACGCACACGUUCAAUGCCAUGAAUGGUGUCACUGGUCGAGAGCCGGGUGUGCCAGGGCUGAUGGAAGGAGCAGAGAAGGGAGUCUGGUACUCGGCGAUUGCCGAUGGGGUUCACCUGCAUCGAGCGGUGCUCGACAUGGCCGUGCAACUGGGCUUGCAUGAUGACGGCAAUGGUAGUGGAAGGUGCAUUGGUAUCACGGAUGCGAUCGAGCUCGCUGGGUUAGAGGAUGGGGUGUACGGAGGCAACGGACAGAUUGUCGGAAGGCAGAUCAAGGAGGGGAACAAGGUCACGAUCGAGGGUACAGGGACGCUGGUUGGAAGCUGUGUGUUGGUGGAUCAUGUUGUUAGGGAGUUGGCAGGAAUCAAUGCCGCAGGUGCUCAAGGGGGCGUGAGCGAGGCUUGGAAGCACUUGGGCGAGGAGGAGAGAGGCAAAAGGCUGGUCAAGGGUGUCAAAGCAGUGAGUGAGAAUGUGGCGGCCAUGAUGGGCGAGAAGGAGAGGGGUUUGCUGGCGGCUGGAAAACGAGCGGAUCUGGUGGUGUUGGAUUGGGAAGGCUCAGUACGCGAGACAUGGGUUGCAGGCACUCGAGUGUUCCAGCGGAUACCGGGAUGA
Cyphellophora europaea CBS 101466 is the source of this 1335-nucleotide messenger RNA. RefSeq lists its product as uncharacterized. The record is from RefSeq and is a predicted model, not a curated record. Gene Ontology annotation, biological process: N-acetylglucosamine catabolic process. Gene Ontology annotation, molecular function: N-acetylglucosamine-6-phosphate deacetylase activity. NCBI's taxonomy places the organism in Eukaryota, Fungi, Ascomycota, Eurotiomycetes, Chaetothyriales, Cyphellophoraceae. The transcript has a single exon. The coding region runs from base 1 to 1335 and encodes 444 amino acids.